AUGUUUGAAGAUAAUAACUUUGUGUACAUGAUAGAGCCGCUGGAGCUGAUUCAUGAAGAGAAAAACACAGGUCGACCACAUAUAAUCCAGAAAACCUUGGCGGGACAAUAUUCUAAGCAAGUGAAGAAUCUCACUAUGGAAGGCAGUGAGCAGUGGCCAUUGCUGUCUGAAUUACAGUGGUUGAAAAGAAGGAAGAGAGCAGUGAAUCCAUCUCGUGGUGUAUUUGAAGAAAUGAAGUAUUUGGAACUUAUGAUUGUUAAUGAUCACAAGACGUAUAAGAAGCAUCGCUCUUCUCAUGCACAUACCAACAACUUUGCAAAGUCUGUGGUCAACCUUGUGGAUUCUAUUUACAAGGAGCAGCUCAACACCAGGGUUGUCCUGGUGGCUGUCGAGACCUGGACUGAGAAGGAUCAUAUUGACAUCACUACCAAUCCUGUGCAGAUGCUCCAUGAAUUCUCCAAAUACCGGCAGCGUAUCAAGCAGCACGCUGAUGCUGUGCACCUCAUCUCGCGGGUGACAUUCCACUAUAAGAGAAGCAGUCUGAGUUACUUCGGAGGUGUCUGUUCUCGCACAAGAGGAGUUGGUGUGAAUGAGUAUGGUCUUCCAAUGGCAGUGGCACAAGUAUUAUCGCAGAGCCUGGCUCAAAACCUUGGAAUCCAAUGGGAACCUUCUAGCAGAAAGCCAAAAUGUGACUGCACAGAAUCCUGGGGUGGCUGCAUCAUGGAGGAAACAGGGGUAUCCCAUUCCCGAAAAUUCUCAAAGUGCAGCAUUUUGGAGUAUAGAGAUUUUUUACAAAGAGGGGGUGGAGCCUGCCUUUUCAACAGGCCAACAAAGCUCUUUGAGCCCACAGAAUGUGGCAAUGGAUAUGUGGAAGCUGGGGAGGAGUGUGAUUGUGGCUUCCAUGUGGAAUGUUACGGACUGUGCUGUAAGAAAUGCUCUCUCUCCAACGGGGCUCACUGCAGCGACGGGCCCUGCUGUAACAACACCUCCUGUCUUUUUCAACCACGAGGGUAUGAGUGUCGGGAUGCUGUGAACGGGUGUGAUAUUACUGAAUAUUGUACUGGAGACUCUGGCCAGUGCCCACCAAAUCUUCAUAAGCAAGAUGGAUAUGCAUGCAAUCAAAAUCAGGGUCGCUGCUACAACGGCGAGUGCAAGACUAGGGACAACCAGUGUCAGUACAUCUGGGGAACAAAGGCCGCGGGGUCUGACAAGUUCUGCUAUGAAAAGCUAAAUACCGAAGGCACCGAGAAGGGAAACUGCGGGAAGGACGGAGACCGGUGGAUCCAGUGCAGCAAACAUGAUGUAUUCUGUGGAUUUUUACUCUGCACCAAUCUUACUCGAGCGCCACGUAUUGGUCAACUUCAGGGUGAGAUCAUCCCAACUUCCUUCUACCAUCAAGGCCGGGUGAUAGACUGCAGUGGUGCUCAUGUAGUUUUAGAUGAUGAUACAGAUGUGGGCUAUGUAGAAGAUGGAACGCCAUGUGGUCCGUCCAUGAUGUGUUUAGAUCGGAAGUGCCUACAGAUUCAAGCCCUAAACAUGAGCAGCUGCCCACUCGAUUCCAAGGGUAAAGUCUGUUCAGGCCACGGGGUGUGUAGCAAUGAAGCCACCUGCAUCUGUGAUUUCACCUGGGCAGGGACAGAUUGCAGUAUCCGGGAUCCAGUUAGGAACCCUCACCCCCCCAAGGAUGAAGGACCCAAGGGUCCUAGUGCCACCAAUCUCAUAAUAGGCUCCAUCGCUGGUGCCAUCCUGGUAGCAGCUAUUGUCCUUGGGGGCACAGGCUGGGGAUUUAAAAAUGUCAAGAAGAGGCGGUUCGAUCCUACCCAGCAAGGCGCCAUCUGAACCACAGCGGCACUGGAUGAGCACCGCCUUGCACUGCUGGGCUCUGGGUAUGACAUACUCGCAGCAGUGCUGCCAGAACUGUUAAGCGUGUAAACAAGAACCUUGGGUGGUAAUGACUACAGAGCUAAAGUCGGGGUGACAGGGAUGGUGUAAAAGAAAGCUAUCCCUUUUGGAAAUAAUUUCAAAGAACCCCUCCCACCACCUGUCAAUAAAGGGGAACAAAAGACCAUGUUAUAUAAAAAGAACUGUUUCAGAAUCUUUUUUUUUCUGACUAAAGGAAGAAGGAACAACAAAAAAAAAUUAAGUGCAAUAAAAGAACCAUUAAAAAAUAGCAAAUGAUUUAUUUUCCCUCAGCCUGCUGGCACUUAAUAUCUUCUAAAUGAUUUGGCAUGAUUUUUUUCUCUUUACCACCAAUGACAAACUCCAGUGGCAUGAAGAUCUAAUUUUUGAAAGGGUAAAAACUGCAUGGCAUAUAUACAACAACAAGCUAGCAAGCCAAUUCUCAGCAAAACCUGAAGUGGAGUCCCUAAGGUGAAGAUGACAGAUGAACACGCAGAAGCUGCCUGGGCCUCUUCACUUAAAUGCCUCCCUACCCCCCAUGCCCUAAGCCCCCCGCCCACCCCUUGAGCCCCCACUCCCCCGAUCGAGACCAGGCCAUGGCGGGUCUCCAUGGACCAUGCUUCCAUUGACUCCUUUUCCCUGUUGUUUUUCUCCUGGACCAAGCAUCCUUUGGAAAUGGGAGCUGGAAUUUGAACACUGAUGCUAUUGUAUAUUUCUUUUACCAAUGUAAAUAUGGAAAUAAGAGAUUUUGACACAUCAUUUUCACUUGUCUGUAUUGAAAUAUUUUUCCUGUAAAGGUUCUCUGUAAAUUUAUUUUAUCGUUCGCUCCCCAUCA
Molecule: messenger RNA, 2734 nt
Organism: Lemur catta (Ring-tailed lemur)
Lineage: Eukaryota; Metazoa; Chordata; Mammalia; Primates; Lemuridae
Gene: ADAM23
Product: ADAM metallopeptidase domain 23
Exons: 21
Coding region: 1-1839 (612 amino acids)
Biological process (GO): proteolysis
Cellular component (GO): presynaptic membrane
Molecular function (GO): metalloendopeptidase activity
Source: RefSeq, a predicted model, not a curated record